This is a messenger RNA of Peronospora matthiolae, 2826 nucleotides long. NCBI's taxonomy places the organism in Eukaryota, Oomycota, Peronosporomycetes, Peronosporales, Peronosporaceae. The record is from the annotation of a GenBank genome assembly.
AUGUUCUGGCGCCGCAGUCGCCCGAAGGAAGCAGUAGUAGAGGAGACUGACGACUUGGCAAAGCUUCAAAAGCAGUUUGGCAUCAUUCCAGUAAGUGACGCAGAUGUGGAGGCGGAUCUCCUGGCUCUCUCCUUCAUAUCUGGUGGCUCUAGUCUCACAGACGAAGAGCGACUUUUGCUUGCAAGCGACAAUGAAGACGAAGAUGAAGAAGCCAAGAUACUCAGAGAAUUAGAGAUGGACGGAGAUUCACUUCUGGAUAAUGAGAUGGAUAGUCAACAAGUGGCGCAGAACGAGCUGUGCAGUAUAUUGGAAGAGGCUCACGAGACUGCGAAAGAGAGGAGCAGUCGAGAGACUGUAGAGAUGAGCGAAGAGAAAAAGCGCAGUCAGACUUCUGUAUUGAUUUCGUGCAACGAUGAAGAGCUCCAGUCACUGAAGAUUGAGGCGGUGGCGCUCAAAAGAGAAGGAAAAAUUGAGCAGGCCCUGGCCAAGUUCCGCGAGGCCAAACAGCUGCAACAAAAGAUCGCUGGAGAGAAGGAAAAGGCUUCAAAAAUGAGUCAUCGAACACUACAAUGUGAAGGGCUUCCGCCGGUGGAAAACAUGCUGAAUGAUGACGUUGAAGUGACGGACGAAGACAUGCGAAACCCGGAGUUUCUUGCCCAAUUGGUGGAAAUGGGCCUGAAAUUCGACAACGGGAUAUCUACUGAUGAAAAGAGUGCACAGCACGUUGAUGCGAGGACAAAAAUGACUGCUUUGGAAACUCAGAUUAAUGCUUGCAAGCUUCAAGCUGUGAAGCUAAAGCGUGAGGGUCGGAUUACAGAUGCGCUGGCUUGCAUGCGCAAAAUUAAACACUUAGAAGCGGAUCGUGACGAGCUGCAACCCUUUCAAUUACGGUCAAUUGUACCUUCAGCAGUACGGAGACAAGAAGUAUUGGAUGACAUCGAGCCUGUGGAGCCCACUUUUUCAGUCAACAGCUCUCCGGCUGUGCGCGUAAAUUCAGACACCACGACGCUCGACGAGAUACAACAAGGUAUCAGCAAUGGUAGCAUGGAUGAUGCGGAAGUCAAUUCCACGCAUGCGAACCAUGUUACUUGUACUACGGAAGUGCCUUUUUCAGAGGCCGAAAGUACUUCAGGGAUUGAUCCCUUGCAAACAGAGAGGCAUAUAUCGCAAGAAGUUGCAGUUAUACGAGCUGAUGUUGCAAACUCGCGAUGUUUGAGAAAUGCUCCAUCGAUUGAUGAAAACUACUUAAUUGACGCAUUUGACGAGAGACGUGGUUCUGAAGCAGCAAAUCAUUUGACCUCGGUGACCUCGGACAACUCCUUGUGCUCGAUUCCCUUUGUACCUGCAGCUAAAAACGUCACUUUCUCAACGAAAGAUACGCGAACAGAGACUAGCAGCGCCCAUAAUGAUGACCUUCCUGCUCAGCUACAGAAGACUAAGCAGACAGCGUUGUUGCUAAAGCGAAAGGGAGAUAUUCAAGGUGCACUUGAAGCUAUAAGAAGAGCAAAGCAUAUUCAGAAUCUCAUUGAGCACAAGCAGCGAGCUUCUAUAAUGACUGCGUCUACCAUGACCUUACCAUUCAACCAAAUUUUCGCUGCUGGAUUUCAGGAGAUUGAGCAACUGCUGGUAGAUUUCGGUAAUAAGGCGACAUCAUUUGCAAAAAGGUGCUUGCCCGCCAAUCGCAAAAUGGCUUUUGAGUGGUUGAGCAAGCGGAAGCGGUACGAAGCCGAGCUGAAGAAGUUGCGACUAAAACGGCAGAACCCACUGCAGGCACCUCCGCAAUAUGAGAUCGUCAGCACCUCUCACGAAGUAAAGUUCGAGCUGCCGUUUCUUGCUGACGAUCAGAUCAGGUUAUCGAUCAAAAGUGUCAGCGGGCUGUCCCGGGUAGCAGGCAAAUCAGUUUUUGUCAAGUUUUGCCUUAACUUUCCGUCUGGGACGUCCCAUGGAGGCCAGACCGGUGAGUUCCGGAUCAGCUCCAGUGCCUCGUUCUCGGCUAAGAUUUGUACAAGCCAAAAAUGCUUCGACUUUCGAUUGACACGGUCGCGAGGGACAAUGCGUCUGUUUGGGAUAAAAAAGGCGGUAUUUGAAGUUUGGAGUCCAGCAACACUGUUUCGCAACUCGGAACUUGUCGCUCGAGCGUAUCAGGAAUUGUCUCCAUUACUGACGUGCUGUGAAAUCGAUACUCACAUUCCUUUUCUCGGUCCAAAUAGAAGGCCGUGCGGAGGAGAUAUUGAGAUUGCUCUCCAAGUGCGACGCCCAUUGAAAGAAAAAGAAGUUCGUCUAGAGACUGUGGAGGACUUGUUUGUCGGUGAUUACCCCGAGCCAGUUACGCUCUCUAUAGAACACGUGUCCGUGCCCAAUCUGGUUUCGCAGCCACCACCACUUGCCAAUGUGUCUGGUCCUUUCGUAAAGGACCAAGAACAAACAAACGCACUACUUCAGGAGGGCCAACUAAGCCCUGCCUCCAUGUCGGUCGACGACCCACACCAUCUUGAUCUGAUAGUCAGCUACGACGUCAUUAUCGAAGAGCUUGACAAAGCAAGGGCAAUACUGCCUUCAUUGUCGGGACCUGAUGCUGUGACGUUGGAUGACCGAUGUGACUCUUUAGCGCUGAAAAAGCAGCUACUUGAGAUUGAGAUGCAGACCGGAACUCUGACGUUUGAUGCGUACCUAGAUUGUUUACGUAGCCGGAUAUCUGCUGAUCGCAUACUGAUUGCAGAGCUCUUAGCGUUGAAACGACGGUCGGAUGCCGCGCGUGUUUUUCACCGCAUAAAAGUUAUGGAAAAGGAGAUGGAAGGCACUGAAGGUGUUUCCAGCGAUGCAUAA